AGAAUUUCUUCUCCAAAAUCUCUCUACAAUCAUGCUCUAAAGAGUAGUACAUAUAUUAAGUUGUUUGCAAGAGACAAGUGUUCCAUCAUCCAUUUAUGAUACUUAAUCUCUUGCAAUAUAAUCUCGGACACAUUGCAUUAAAUUUUGUCCUUAAAUCACAGCAACCUAAAUUGUCACCUUAUUUCUCUCUACUAAUACCGACAUUUCCACACUCACAAAAUCCCACUCAGAAACAACCAAUUAAGUUACAACAAUAACAUGUACGUGACUUACAACAGUGCUCAAUAUAUUAACUUGACUUUUGUUAAAUCUUGUUGCUACAUGAUUUAGUAUGCUUUAUGUUUUAGGACAAAAUUUUAACUGUGAUGCAAUGAUAUUUGUUACAGAUUUUCACUAGACAAAAUGAAAGAUUUUUGGAACAUGAUCUGUGAUGGUUCUGCUUGUUUUUCUUCGCAUGGAGGAAAACAUUAUUGUUUCGCUUUUGAGGUUCUGAAUGAUCCUUCCUCAUGCACCAACCAUUUGUUUAUCAUUUUCCUUGAUCUGUUGUUGCUAAUAAUGCUGUCAUUUAUGAUGAUUCAAAAGUGUUUGUUGAGGCCUAUUCAAGGUCAGAAUAGGGUGGAAAGGCAUUCAAAGUUGCAGCUAGUUUCUGCAAUAACCAAUGGCUCUAUUGGUUUGUUGCAUUUUUGCUUAGGAAUUUGGAUUUUAGAGGAGAAUUUAAGGAAAAAUCUCACUGUUUUUUUUCUUAGUUUAUGGAUGCUAGAACUUGUUCAAGGAUGCAUAUGGAUGGUAGUUGCUUUGACUACAAGUCUUGUGUUGAAACAACUUCCAAGCACAUGGAUUUGGUUAUUUUCAAUACUUAUAUUCUUUGUUUCUAGUGUUUUAUGUGCUUUGUCCUUAUCUUAUGCAUUUAGCAGCAAAGAGUUGUCCCUUAAGGUUGCUUUAGAUGUUCUAUCUGUUUUGGGAUCAUUUUUGCUGCUUUUUUUCACAUACAAAGCAUGUAAGUAUGAAAACAUUGACAAGGAAGUUAAUGGAAGUCUAUAUGCAUCUUUAAAUAGUGAGGUCCAUGAUGUUGAUCGUGAUAGCCCGAUAGGCGUAACACCCUAUGCCGAUGCUGGACUUUUUAGUAGAAUGUCGUUUUGGUGGUUGAAUCCAUUGAUGAAAAAGGGUCAAGAGAAAACACUUGAGGACGAGGACAUUCCUAAAUUGCGAGAGUCAGAUAGAGUAGAAGUGUGUUAUUCGUUAUUUACGGAUCUGUUGAAUAGUCAAAAUCAAAAAGACGUGUCAUCUCGAUCAUCGUUGUUGUGGACAAUCGUUCUGUGUCAUCAGAGAGAGAUUUUGAUAUCGGGAUUCUUUGCGUUUGUCAAGGUACUCACUUUAUCUUCUUGUCCUCUACUUUUGAAUGCCUUUGUAUUGGUGGUUGAAGGUAAUAGAAGUUUCAAAUAUGAAGGUCACUUAUUGGCUAUCACUCUUUUGUUUACAAAGAUUUUAGAGUCCUUAUCCCAGAGGCAAUGGUAUUUUCAUUCUAGAGUCAUUGGUAUGAAAGUUAGGUCAUUAAUUACAGCAACAAUUUACAAGAAACAACUGAGAUUAUCCAAUACUGCUAGAUUGAUUCACUCGAGUGGCGAGAUAAUGAAUUAUGUGAAUGUGGAUGCUUAUAGAAUCGGAGAGUUUCCGUUUUGGUUUCACCAGACAUGGACAAUCGUUCUUCAGAUAUGUAUUACUUUAGUCAUCCUUUUCCGUGCAAUUGGACUCGCGACAAUUGCAACAUUGGUGACGAUAAUUUUGACUGUGCUUUUAAACACUCCACUAGCAAAGCUACAACAUAAGUUCCUAACCGAACUUCUUGUGGCCAAAGAUGAAAGGUUGAAGGCGAAUUCUGAGGCUCUAGUGAAUGUUAAAGUGUUGAAGUUAUAUGCAUGGGAAAUCCAUUUCAAAAAUGCUAUCGAAAACUUAAGAAAUGUUGAACUAAAAUGGUUAUCUUCAGUUCUAUUACAAAAGGCAUAUAGUAAUAUUCUCUUUUGGUUAUCACCUAUUUUGGUCUCUGCUGCUACCUUUAUGGCAUGUUACUUCUUGAAAGUUCCUUUACAUGCAAAUAAUGUUUUCACAUUCAUCGCAACUGUGCGCCUUGUGCAAGAGCCUAUUUCAACCAUUGCAGAGGUUAUUGGAGCGAUCAUUCAAGCAAAGAUAGCUUUUUCUCGAGUUGUUAAAUUUCUCGAGGCACCUGAGCUACAGACUACAACUGUUAGAAAAAAUUGUUAUGAUGAGAAGUUGAAGGGCUCAAUUGUAAUCAAGUCUGCGAAUUUUUCAUGGGAAGAUGAUAUAUCGAAAACAACGAUAAGAAACAUAAAUUUAAAUGUUAGUCCUGGACAAAAAAUAGCUAUUUGUGGAGAAGUUGGCUCCGGAAAAUCAACUUUAUUAGCAGCUAUUCUUGGUGAACUCCCUAACACUAAGGGGCAAAUCGAAGUUUAUGGAAAGGUUGCUUAUGUUUCUCAAACAGCAUGGAUACAAUCAGGAACAAUACAGGAAAAUAUUUUGUUUGGAUUACCUUUUGAUUCUCAAAGGUAUCAAGAAUCACUUCAUAGGUCUUCAUUGAUGAAGGAUCUUGAUUUGUUUGCGCGUGGUGAUCUAACCGAGAUAGGAGAGAGAGGUGUUAAUCUAAGUGGAGGUCAGAAGCAGCGAAUUCAACUUGCUCGAGCUCUUUAUCAGAAUGCAGAUGUAUAUCUCUUAGACGAUCCUUUCAGUGCUGUUGAUGCGCACACUGCAAAAAAAUUGUUCAGUGAAUAUAUAUUGGAAGGACUUACCGGAAAGACAGUCCUUCUCGUGACUCAUCAAGUCGACUUUUUCCCUGCAUGUGAUUCUAUUUUGUUGAUGUCGGAUGGAAAUAUACAAUAUGCUUCUAAUUAUCAUGAUCUAUUGACCUUAAGCGAAGAAUUUAAGGAUCUGGUUAAUGCACACAAAACGAAAGGUGGUUCUUCCCGGCUUGCAGAUGUUACUUUAACUUCAAUACAUUCAAAGUCUAGUAAAGAGAAGAUACAAGAAUUUUCAGAGCAGUCGAUUGAUGUUAUAAAUGGUGAUCGGUUAAUUAAGCAAGAAGAAAGAGAAAAAGGAGACACGGGGUUGAAGCCUUACUUACAAUAUCUCAAUAAAAAAAGAGGUUACAUAUACUUCCUUGCCACUGGUCUUUCUCACCUGAUGUUUGUAAUUUGCCAAAUAUUACAAUACUCCUGGAUGGCUGCUAGUGUUGACAAUCCUCAUGUCAGCGAAUUGAAAUUGCUUGGAGUUUACUUGUUGAUUGCGUUUAGUUCUACAAUGUUCGUUAUAAUUAGAAGUCUACUUGCAGUUGCAUUGGGUUUUCAAUCAUCAAAAGUUUUAUUUAGACAGUUAAUAAAUUCUCUUUUUCGUGCAUCGAUGUCUUUCUAUGACUCUACGCCGUUGGGAAGGAUACUUAGUAGGGUUUCAUCAGAUCUGAGUAUCGUGGAUCUUGAUAUCGCUUUUAGCCUCUCCAGUGGGGUAGCAUCCACUAUAUCUUAUUAUGCAGGGCUAAUAGUCUUAACAUCCAUCGCUUGGCAAGUCGUGUUUUUGUGUAUACCAAUGGCCUAUGUUAUUAUUCGUAUACAAAGACACUACUAUGCAUGUGCAAAAGAACUUAUGCGGAUGAAUGGCACAACAAAGUCCUCAGUAGCUAACCAUGUAGCUGAAACUGUUGCUGGAGUUAUGACAAUCCGAGCUUUUGAGGACGAAGAACGCUUUUUCAACAAGAAUCUUGAUUUAAUUGAUCUCAAUGCUGGUGCUUUCUUCCACAGUUUUGUCUCAAACGAGUGGUUUAUCCAACGGUUAGAAACAAUCUACGCAGUCGUUCUUGCCUCUGCAACACUUUGCAUUUCUAUGCUUCCUCUAGGGACUUUAACUCCUGGUUUUGUCGGUAUGGUACUUUCUUAUGGCCUUUCGUUAAACAGUGUCUUAGUAUAUUCCAUUCAAUGCCAAUGCACUCUAGCAAAUUAUAUAGUAUCUGUUGAGAGGAUAAGUCAAUACACCGAUAUACCAAGAGACGCCCAAGAAAUGGUAGACGGAAAUCAUCCUCCACCUAAUUGGCCAGUUGUAGGAAAAGUAGAAAUAAAAGAUUUGAAGAUACGAUACAGGCCUAACGGACCACUUAUAUUGCAUGGUAUCACAUGCACAUUUGAAGGAGGGCGCAAGAUUGGUAUUGUCGGUAGAACGGGAAGUGGAAAAUCUACUCUUAUAGGUGCAUUGUUUCGUCUUGUGGAGUCGGCAGGAGGGAAAAUUUUAGUUGAUGGAAUAGACAUAUCAUCUAUUAGGCUUCAUGACUUGAGGUCAAGUUUUGGUAUUAUACCUCAAGAUCCUACCCUUUUCAUUGGGACUGUUAGAUAUAACUUGGAUCCUUUAUCUCAACAUUCUGAUCAAGAAAUAUGGGAGGUUCUUCAAAAGUGCCAAUUGCAAGAGUCUGUCAAAGAUAAAGGUGGUUUAGAUUCCUCAGUUGUUGAAGACGGGUCAAAUUGGAGCAUUGGACAGAGGCAACUAUUUUGUUUGGGACGUGCUCUUUUAAAGAGAAGUAGGAUAUUGGUGCUAGACGAAGCGACUGCAUCAAUUGAUAAUGCAACUGAUUUGAUUCUUCAGAAUACCAUUAGGACAGAGUUUGCAAAUUGUACUGUGAUAACAGUAGCACAUAGGAUACCAACUGUGAUGGAUUGCAACAUGGUUCUUGCCAUAAGUGAUGGAAAAUUGGUUGAGUAUGAUGAGCCAUUAAAGUUGAUAAACAGAGAAAGAUCAAUGUUUGGAAACCUUGUAAAAGAAUACUGGUCUCAUUUUCAAUCAGCAGAAUCACAUUGAAGUGGAGAAAAAUUGUACCAGCUUACUGUGAUUGAGGGAUUUUCAAAAUAAAAUAAAAAAUAGUUCAAUGUUGGGCCAGUUUGUUUCAGCUUUAA
Messenger RNA from Vicia villosa (hairy vetch), 4943 nucleotides. RefSeq names its product ABC transporter C family member 10-like. Gene Ontology annotation, molecular function: ATP binding; ATP hydrolysis activity; ABC-type transporter activity. Gene Ontology annotation, biological process: transmembrane transport. Gene Ontology annotation, cellular component: vacuolar membrane; plant-type vacuole. The record is from RefSeq and is a predicted model, not a curated record. The transcript has 11 exons. Lineage: Eukaryota; Viridiplantae; Streptophyta; Magnoliopsida; Fabales; Fabaceae. The coding region runs from base 403 to 4848 and encodes 1481 amino acids.